GCUUUUUGCAGAGUUUUAUCUUUAAAGCGUGCUCGGAGUUGCCUUAUGGAGGGGCAGGGUUUGGUUGCAUUGUUUGGAAUGUUAUUGGGGUGUGAGGUAGUGGAAGUGGUGGUGGUGGUGGAGAUUCUUCAGCAAAAAUUCUCCCCCUCCCCACUUCUCAUUGUUGAGCAAAGGAGGGGGGGAUAGGUUGCCAGCCCCCUUUUGUUUACCUCCCUUCUCCCGCUUUCCCUCUCGCUGCGCAGCUUCUGCUUUUCGCAGCAUUUUGCAUGAAAGUGGCAAUCUGUGCGGAUUACCCAGGUUGAGGGCUACAAAUUAAAAAAAAAAAAAAGAAAGAGAAUAUUGUAUCUUGGGUGCUGAUUUUUGACUCAAGGCUGAGGCAGAAGACAUGGGUUCCGUUUCUAACCAGGAGUUCCCAGGAGUGUGCAAGACGGAGGUAGAUGAGGGACCGAGCACAGAGGAAGACACGCAGUCCUUCCACGGCUCCGGGGUGUGCAAGUGGUUCAACGUCCGCAUGGGCUUCGGGUUCCUGUCCAUGACCAACAGAGAGGGAGUGCCGCUGGACGAACCGGUUGAUGUGUUUGUCCAUCAGAGCAAGCUGCACAUGGAAGGUUUCCGCAGCCUGAAGGAAGGCGAAGCGGUCGAGUUUACCUUCAAGAAGUCAUCGAAGGGCCUCGAGUCGCAGCGGGUUACUGGACCGGGCGGCAUCCACUGUGUGGGCAGCGAGCGGAGGCCCAAAGGCAAAAAGGUCCAAAAGCGCCGCUCAAAGGGAGACAGAUGUUAUAACUGCGGAGGCCUGGAUCAUCACGCCAAAGAGUGCAAGUUACCACCUCAGCCCAAGAGGUGCCACUUCUGCCAGAGCAUUGACCACAUGGUCGCCAGCUGUCCAGUAAAAGCACAACAGUCCUCACCAGUUUCUCAGGGAAAACCGUCCCCCUUGAAAGGAGACGAGGGGGAACACAGCCAGCCGGCGCCACCUCCUGAAACCUCUGACUAAAUGGGAGAUUGAGCCUCGCCGAAGCACAGGAGCCAAUCAAAUUGCUUCGACGGUUGAGAGAGGGGACACAAUUCUCCUCCCUUGCUGUUGAAGCUGCUUUUGGAAUUACCUCAGGUUAAAAACACUCAUGAAGAAUGUUGUCUUUAUUACUUUUUAUUUGGUGUAACACUCAGGAAUAAUGCUUCAUUGUUGCACUCAGGAAGUUUAAAUGUAUGAAUCCUUGCUACCAGGAACAUUGGAAUACGUAGAGAUAAUACUGAAAGGUGUUCACAGGCAUUUGCAGAUUUCUUUUAUGUAACUGCACUUUCCUUGUGAGUUUUAUUAAUCAGUUUCGUUUGCAUUAUACUCAGUGUGUUGAGAAUAGACCUAAACUUUUGCUGCCUUACUGUUCAGUAUCCUUCCUGACUGUUACACCUUUCUGUCGACAAAGCACAGAUGUACCGGACAGUGUCUCUGUGAUGAAUGUUAGCAAAUGGGUUGCGUGGGGAGGGAGGGAUGGUGUGUUGAUUUGGAAAGAAAAAAAGAAAAAAAAAAAAAACACAAAACGGGUUUAAGGGUAUAGGUAUAGGCAACGCACUGCUGUGAGAUUUGCCAAUAUUGCUGUUGACCAUCCAGAUUUCUGGGGCCAAAUGAAUGUCAGACCAAAAAGUGUUUUCUGGGUUUUGGUCAAUUAUUUUGUUUUAUAAGUUGAUUUUUAUCUUUUUAGUACUCAGCAUUUUGCUGGCUGUUCUGGUCUACCUCACUAGUGCAUGUUAGGUCUGAUAUUUAUAGAUAUCUGAUUUUAGUUGGGAUUAAAUCAAAUCCUUUUUGCACUACAGAAUGUAUACAGGAUGAAAACUAUUCAUCACAUACCACCAUAAAGAGUAACUCAACAACCUGACCUGCAGCGAUUCAGUUUCACACUCUGCUGCACUCUACACGUGUACUUUAAGACCUGAGAAAUUAAAACCGCUUUGUGGUUGCUUGGUAAAACCAUGAGGUCAAUAGACUUCUGAAACACUCUUUUCAUUUCAGCCAAAUCUCGACAGCACAAAGCCAAUAUUCUCACCUCAUCAGAGUGUCAAGCUGUUGCUUCGUUUCCUGUCACGAUGUCCGAACAUCAGAAGCUUGCAGAAGCUUGCGAGUGUACCGAGUUUAAAGCUCCAGGGCAAAGUUGAGGCCACUCAGCUUGGUUCUGUGAUGUAUCAUUUCUCACUUUUAGUUAUGCAAACACCAUCAUCUCUUAUGGAUGAACCACGAAUGCCACCGAAAGGUCUUAAUUUCAAUCAUUUAAUUCAGAAUUUGAAACUCGUUAAAUAUUCAUUAUACACAGAGUUUUAAUAAUCUCAAGUGUUUUAUUUCUGUUAAUUUUGAAAACGAUUCAGUUUUUUUUUUUUUUUUGACAAAAUUAGAAUAUUACACAAGAUAAUUAUUCAAAAACAAUAUUAAGUAGAGAAACACCUGCUAACAUAGGUAUGCUUUGAUCGGGUCUGGGCUCCUUUUGGGAUAGAUUGCUGUAUCGAUGCAGCGUAGCAUGGAGGUGAUUAAACAGUGGUGCUGCAGAAAUGCUCAGGAUGUAUAGCUUGGUUUAGAAGCAACUUUCAGCUCGUCUGCAUUGGUGGGUCUGGCGUCUCAUCUUCCCCUCGGCAACAUCCAUUGGCUUUUUGACCAGGUUUAGGUCAGACAAGUAUAUUGAGCAGAGUAACACACUGACUUUGUUGAGGACACCUUGUGAUUGUCUUCUAGUAUAACUAGUAUUACGCAAUACAGUAAUUUUCCUCAUUUAUUGAUUCAGUAUCAUCAAAUUGAACAGAAAAAAAAAAUACUUGUUUAAUACAUACCUCUGUGUGUAAUGAAGCUAAAUAAUUUUCACUUUUUAAAUUAUUGAUGUAAUUUUUCGGUUGUUUUCACCUUUGAGAUGCACCUACAUUCUUGCAAAUCAAUCAAAAAUAGGCGAACGCCCGGCCUACAGAGGGCAGCACAAUGCUGCUGUUUGGCUUGAAUUCAGUCGGUCUUCAUUUCUGGGUUUUCUUACACACUUUUAUCUCUCUUUGAACAGUAUUCUAUCUUUACUGGCUGAUCUGUAAAAGUUUGUUGCUUUAUGACUACUUCAAGUUGGAUUUGACUGAAUUUUCUCAGGAUUAAAUUAUACGUACAUGGCAUAAAUACUUGAGCUUCUACUGAGUUACUGAGGGCUCCAGCUUUACUCUGGAUGCUUAAAAUUAGAAACAGAAACGAGGCAAAAAUCAGACAUGUUUCUUGUGAGCUCGCUGCUGCUGUUACUUUUUUAUGUCCAGUUGGAUCUAUUUCUAGGUAGAUAUUUAAGACACUGUGUAGGCUUUUGACUCGGGAGCACCCAGCCUGCAAGGAGAAGCAUGUAGACCUAGCUAGUCAAACAGCAUAUUACUCCCGUUUUACAGGAGAUGCUGACUGAUACUUUAACACCCAAUUAAUAUAUAUGUAAAAUUAUUCUAAAGCCUUUUUAAGAAAUGCAUACUACUUAUUUAUUUUCAUCCAAAAGCAGCGCAUCUUCUCCCUGUGCUCCUUUUGAAGCCUACCAGCAAUGAAUGUUUGAGUAGAGAUCAUCAUGUAAAACACAAAUGGGUCGGUGAAAGCUUGAAGAAGAUCUGGUUUACAAUCUUAACAUCAUGGUACUCUUGCUGCUGUGUACAUAUGUGCUUGAAAGAUCAUUCCCUUAAUUUAAUUUGACCUGAAUGCAAGGUAACAGUACUAUAUUGCGACAUAAGAAUAUGAAUAUGCAAUACAUACUGUGCAGGUACAUAGAAUAAUGACGACUGAUCUAAACUGUGAGGAUUUUCUUUUCCUUGUUUAUCCUUGAUUUUUUUUUCUUUUUAGUAUUUUAUUUUUUUUAUGCGCAAUGAGCCUUUUAGGAGAAAAGCUCAUUGUUAUUCCUAUCUAUGCCAAACCCAAUGCAAUGCCACUCUGCUCUAAUCAUGUGCAAGAUGCAUUAAUAUGUUUUCUAUAUUUCAUUUUUGUUGCGCCCGAGUAUGUUUAAUGUUUUUAUAUCAGAUUUUAAUGUUUUUACACGCUAUAAAAAAUACCUCGUCUUAAGCUCAUCUCAGGGAUUGCUAAUCUGAAAACUCAGGGAUGGUUUUAGAUUGAAUUUGAGGAGUCAGUGUUAACUCCAGAACAAGCAAGGGUUAAAUGCUCAUUUAACAAAAUGUGAAAAAUGUAACAAAGAAGCCAAACUACUGAAAAUGGCUUUGUGAGUGUCUUGGUGCUUAUCUUGUUUUUCUUUUAAACAUGGUGAAAAUUUAUUGGUAGAUUUUUUUAAACUUUUGGUCAGGAAAGCAAUCUUGCCCUAACAUUGUAUAUCAACACAGAGUAAUGGUGUUUGUUUUUUUUACAUCUCCUUUGCCUAAUAUGAAGAAAUGUUCCACUAUUGUUGUAUUCUUUCCUCUGUAAUUGUUGUAGAUUGGGAUAAAAGUAGGAUAUUUUAAAGGGACUGGGGCUAGUAGUAUAUAAUCGUUGUCUCAUCUCAACACGUUGAUAAUUGGUGUUUCAGACUAUCAAUGCUUAUGACAAAAAGAAUGUGCUACAAAUGACUUAACACACAAAUGACUCCUUCUAUUCUAAGUAGAUUUCCCACAAAUUCAGAAUAUGUGACGGAAAAUCAUUCAAAGGUUUGAUUUAGAUGUUGAAUCAUUUCACUCAAGAAUUAUCGUAAUGUAAGACCUUACAUUAAGUGAAUAUAUUUCAUUUACACUGCUAGUAUUGACAUCAAUUAUAACAAUUUACUCUCUUUUCCUUAUUUGUCACUUAUCUGAGCACUGACUUCAUUUGUUAAACUGACUUAGGCAAUGUUUACAUGUAAUUCUCAAAUUUGGAGUAAGCUAAACUUCUAUAAUGGGUUAGGGAUUAAUUAGUUGUACUUUGCUAUCUCAAAUUAUAACAUUGAAACUCAGAAUGUAUAAAAAUCUACAAAUUUAUUGUCAAGUACUUGGUUCCUUUAAAGUGCAACAGCUUGUAUGACUAGCUCAGGGUAACAUUUGAAGCAGAUCAAGGCAUUUUAAUUUUUUUUUUUUCUUUUUGUACUCAUGUUGUUUUUGACCAUCAGGCAGUUCAUUUGUGGUUUUAUUGUAUUUUAUAAGACAAAUUUCUACAGAGCUACUUCAGAAAAAUAUGCAUUUACUAUUAAUGAAUGUAUUAGUAUUUACUGUCAUAAAACUCACAAUUAUCUUUAACUCAGGAAAUUUAAUGAUUAUAGUCUGUCAGUGAUGAGCAGCAUGUGAGAUUUUCAAAGUAGUUUCUAUAUGUAAAAUGUUGCUUCAUUUCAUAAUAAACUUGUCAAUAUUA
Messenger RNA from Poecilia latipinna (sailfin molly), 5290 nucleotides. It is a transcript of the gene lin28aa, whose product is annotated as lin-28 homolog Aa. The coding region runs from base 386 to 994 and encodes 202 amino acids. Gene Ontology annotation, molecular function: mRNA binding; zinc ion binding. Gene Ontology annotation, biological process: pre-miRNA processing. The transcript has 4 exons. Gene Ontology annotation, cellular component: nucleus; cytoplasm. Lineage: Eukaryota; Metazoa; Chordata; Actinopteri; Cyprinodontiformes; Poeciliidae. The record is from RefSeq and is a predicted model, not a curated record.